GAUUAUACACACAAACCUUGGCCAAGAUUAUUUUACAUGACGUCACACGAUCCAUGGCAGUUUUUGUUGUGAUCUUUUUCUCUUUCUGUGGUGCAUUGACUUUAUCACUCUGUUACUCGGCAUCCAGGGAAAACCAGGAACUUCGUGGUUUUGGAGACGUCUUGUUGAGCGGGUUUCGUGCUCUGUCUGAACAGUAUCCGAUGGUGGAAGAUUACUCUACAUUCAACUGGCUGUCAGUUCUGCUGAUGAUGGCGUACAUGGGGACAGUGACUGUAAUUCUACUGAACAUUCUCAUUGCACAAAUGAGCACGACCUACACUCAGGCCAAGAAAGUCGCCCGUCUGGAAUAUGACGUGGAUCGGAUUUUACAAAUCACGCGCAUGGAGAGACUUCCUUUUCAAAAUUUACGCAUGAAGUAUUACAAGGAGGGAGAAUGGAUCAGUGAAAUGAAACUCGCAAAAGAGCUUCUUGAAUUCAGUGAAGAUCGUAAUCCCUGGGAGUCGGUGGAAGGGAAACUUCUAGAGAUAAGGAGAGUUGAGGAGGAUUUCGUUGUUAAAGAUAUCAGUAACAAGGAAGACUCCCAGACAACAACAGACUGUCACCACGAAGAUUUCUUGUCCAGUCAAUAUGACAGAGAGUUCUGGAACAAGGUUACUCAGAAGCAGAGUAAUGGAGUGUUGUGGAACAGAGCUAUGGAUGAAGUCCUUCUUGAAAGACUGAUUCAGAAAUACAAGGCUAAUGGAGGACUUGACCGUGAGGAUCCAGCUCUAUUGAUGUUGAAAAUUUGGCCAGCAUCAAAACAAUACAAAGAUAGUCCUGAGAAGCUUCCAGGCUUGGAACAGCUGAUAAGUCUGUUGCUGGAAAUUUUGUUAAGGGGUGAACUGAACUUGGGCAACAGAUAUGAGACAUUCAGAGAUGUGAACAAGACUAAGAGGACAUUAUUAUGCUAUGCUGCAGAACUUGGAUUUUUAAAAGUUGCCAAAACACUUGUGAAGAAGUGUCCAUUAUUGCUCUCUAUGGAGACAAAACAACCUUGGACAACAAAACCCAUGUUUCCUGUUGAAAUGGCUUUAUUGGCAGAGAAAGAUGAGGUGGUAGCAUAUUUGAUACGAAUGAUGUGGUAUGAAAGUUUUAAGUUUGUCUUUGAAAAUCCUAAAAUGAAGAAAACAACUUUGGCUCUGCUAGACCAAAUGGUAAAUCCUCACAGGCCGCAUCUUCCAAAACGCAAAGACAGUUACAAAAAUGAACAUGAGAAAGAAGGAAUUGAAGGAGCUUGGAGGACAAUCACAGAUGAUCCCAUAGAUUAUCACUUUUAUUAUCAUAUCUUGGAUGGCGACGAGGGAGGACGCCCUCCCGAGCUCAAUACAACCCCUGGCAAAGAAAAGCAGACAGACAACAACCAUUUUACCUGGAGAGACAGGUCUUGUUUACAUGUGAUUGCAAAGAGCAAAAACAAGGAGGCCUUACAACAUCCUGUGGUUAGAAUGUUGGUGAAAACAAAAUGGAAAAGUUAUGGACACUUUUUUCUGAGGUACACUUUGUGCAUGUUUAUGCAUAGGAAAUCACAGGGGUGA
This is a messenger RNA of Stylophora pistillata, 1574 nucleotides long. RefSeq names its product transient receptor potential cation channel subfamily V member 4-like. Gene Ontology annotation, cellular component: plasma membrane. The record is from RefSeq and is a predicted model, not a curated record. Gene Ontology annotation, biological process: calcium ion import across plasma membrane. NCBI's taxonomy places the organism in Eukaryota, Metazoa, Cnidaria, Anthozoa, Scleractinia, Pocilloporidae. Gene Ontology annotation, molecular function: calcium channel activity.